CUCGUGCUCACGUCACAUACCACAUCCGCUGGACGGUCGACGUGCCGCCGCCGUCGUGUGCCUAGAUGAUACGACGCGUAGGACUGAAGAACAUCGAGGAAUCCGACGAAGGAGAGCCCACGAGCGCGACGUCUUUCUCCCCAAUCAUGUCGCCGCUACCUGUAGUUGUCAACGAGCAACAAUAUCGCGGCACAUCCUCGACGCAAGAUGAAUCCACGCAGCGUCGUCGUGCCCGUGAACACAACCCUCUUGCAGAUUCCAUUGCGCCGUGUAUGGAAUCGCCAUGCACAUCGCCUGCGGUGCCGCGUCUGUACUCGGUUACACAUAGCAGUUCGGAAGAUAUCCUUCUCGUGACAGACAAAGGAGUGCGAAUCCAGCACGGCCCAAUGUCGUUGUCGGGUGAAAACCCUGGCGCCAAUACGCACGACGAACUCUCUCCCGAAGAAGAAAACAUCAACCACAACUCUACACGGUCGUCGUGGUCGUAUCACGACCACCAGCUCCGCAUAAACAAAGAUGACCCAUCGCCACGACCCCUCACACCGGUUCAUUCAGAACACCUCAGCGCAUCAAACGUCCAGCGUCGACGAAACACGAAGGCCCGUAGCACGCCGGAAGGAUCGUUUGCGUCCCUGUUACGGAACUCGUUCUUCGCGUUUCGAUUGAUCUCGUCGAGCCUGGUGUUGGUCGUAGUCGCGACAGCAUGCGUCGUUCUGCAUGAGAUUGCUCCAUCCACGCACCAUUGGUGCGCCAACUUGGCCGACGCCACGAAAUACUCGCACGUCGUGGCCAUUUCGACCCUGGCAAAUGCGAUUCUCGUGAUUCCGGCGCUCCUGCCUUCGUAUUGUGGGCUCUACCGCGUCUCGAAAGCGCGCAAAGUCAUUCGCCGUCCCUUUCUUCAAGUCUGCGAGAUUGUCGUCGUCGGCCAGCUUGUUGUGUACAUCAUCCAGUUCCUCUUGUGGGCGUUCAAAAUGUUCCAAGUGCCGACAUGUCCGGCCGAAGUAUUUGCGCCGUCGGACACCCUCACGCGCGUCGUGAUAUACCUCAAGCUGUGGUCGAUCCUGCCGUGCGGUCUACUCAUAUGGUGGCAGGUCACUAUGUUUUGCCUCUUUCGCACGCACCUCAAGCUCCAAAUCGGCUCGGCCAACGACUCGCGUCACUCGGCCAACCUCAAAGGCUGGCUCAAACGGCUGUUCACGUUGCCGUCGUUUGGCCGGCGGAAUAAAAUUAUCCGACAGCUGCGCACCGACCUCUUCAAAGCGGCUAUGACCGGCGACCUCCCUCUCGCCGAAUCGUUGCUCACCCGGGCCGAGCAACUCCUCGGUCGGGAAUUCGCCGUCCGAAAGCUCUACCACGAACCACGAUUGUGGCUGUGGUCGUUUGCCACGUCGCGCAAGAACCCGCUGCAUGUGGCUGUGGCCCGUGGUGACUGCGCCAUGAUUGAGCUCUUUUUGAAGUUUCGAUUCGACGUCAACGCGCUGGACAAAGUCGCCCGUGUGAAUUUCAACUUUGGGCUGUUCUUCAAGUGGACGAGGUUGUUGGUGACGACACAAGAUUAUCUGCAAGGGGUCAACGAGUGGGUGUUUCUGAGCGUGCUGGUGCCGCCUCUCCAUGUCGCGGUCCAGCAGGGCCAGAUUGAAGCCGUCCGAACACUGCUCAAGCACCACGCGAACGUCAACACGCUCCCACGCGCAUCGUUCUACUGGCAGGCUGCCGUGAAACCUGCGAUAUUCUUUGCCGACCACGUGCAGGUGAUGAAAUUGCUGCUGGCCCACCAGACGAACCACUUGUACGUGGCGACGCAAGGUGCUUCCGUCAUGACGCCACUGCAACGCAAUGUCUUGACUUUCCGAACGGCGCAGUCAACACUGUUGGAAGAGCACGGAUCCGACGUCGCGCUCACGCCUCUGCAUGCAGCCGCUGCCUCCAACAACGCAGCGAAACUCGACGCGUUCUUGCGGCGAGGGGUCGACCCCGACACGUUGGGUGAGCUCGUGACUGGGAUAUACAAACGGACGGCAUUGCAUUGGGCCGCCAUCUCGGGCAGUGCCGCGUGUGUUCUUCGGCUCCUCGCGCACAAAGCCAACCCGGAAGCAAAAGACCGCGACGGUCGAACACCAUUGCACUGGGCUGCCCGCAACAACCACCUCGAGGUGGUCCAAGUGCUAUUGAUGCAAGGGCAGGCGAAUCCGAACACUCUAGACUACGACGGAUCGCCCGUGCUCUACUUUGCCGCUGGAGCAGAAGGCGUGAGUGCCAAAGUCGUGUCUGCGCUGGUCGAAGCUGGCGCGAACCUUGCGUACACAGACGCCCAAGGCAACACUCCGCUCCACAUUGCCCUCAUCAAUGAAAACCGAACAACUGCUGUGUCGUUGCUCCGCAACGGCGCCGACAUCACAGCCACCAACAUGGAAGGCCGCCGCGCCGUCGAUUGCACCACGUCUACAGAGCUCCAGUUUGCCGUGAAAAAGGAAGCUGGCGCUCGCGACGUGAUGAUUAGUUACACCCACGCGCACUCGUCGUUGGCCAAAGGCGUGCGCGACUACUUGUCUGAACAUGCACGCAUGACGUGCUGGAUGGAUACAAUGGAUCCAUCCGGGAUCGGCGGCGGAGCUGUCUGGCGCGAAGAAAUCGCCCGCGGCAUCUUCCACGCCAAGGUCGUGGUCGCCGUCGUCUGCGAUGGAUAUUCUCGAUCCGAGUGGUGUUUGAAAGAAUUGGCGUUCGCACGGCUCGCUCGAACUCCUGGUACGAGCUCCACCUGUAUGAUUUGCAAAAAAUGCUCAUGGACGGUGAUGGUGUAGCGGUCGUUCUGGUCGUGGACCGCCAUGGCAUGUCAAGCGACGUCGAGCGCUAUGUGCCGCCUGAGCAUAUCCUCCCGUUCGAAUCUUUUGAUCCGAAGAAUCCCGUGAUCCCUGACCACGUCUUGACCGUCAUCCGCCAAGCUAUGCACACCAAGCAGUCGAAUGCAGUCGUUGCACUACCUUCGCUGCAGUCGUCCCCGCCAUCGCCGCAGAUGCAGCCGUUGGCUCCUCCGCCGUCGUCUACGACAACGACAUGUUCCAAUUCCGUGCACCAUGCAAGUCCACAUAUUCGUACCGGCAACGCAACCACCGACAACCCGAUCGUGUUUGUGUGCUACACCACGCGAGAGACGUCGAUGCUCGAGCGCAUCGUGGACGCGCUGCCCACCCGUGGAUACGCGGCACGGUUGGCGUCUGCCCCGAUUGCGGCGCUGGAUUUCCAAGACGACUGGGACGCCACGUCGAUGGAUGUUGCGUCGUCGGUCGUGGUAGUCCUGGGGCAGACGUGGAGCCAAGACGAAGCCGCACUCGACGGACUCAAGCGGUUGCUGAGUCGAGCUGCACGAUGCAUGACGCACGUCGUUCCUGUCGUCGAGGGCGGCCAAUGCCUCGACUUUUCCAGGUUGUACAGUCUCUCUCGGACACUCUGGUUUCCGUUUGUGGAUGGCGUCGACUGUCACUUGAGUUUCGAUCACUUGAUGGCGGAGCUCAUGUUGGAAUUGCCCGUCAUGGCGUUCGCGCCAACUGGGAAAGCCGCCAAAUCCAGUCACGGCGGCGACACGUCCAUCCAUUUCUACACCGACACGGCCGACAACGACGGCGACGUCCAUGGAGCAGGGAGGUCCAUCUUCAAUCUCGACAGAGUCUAACGUCUCCACGAUAAAGUCGUACCAUCCGUCGCGGUCGUUCCCACCAUGGUUCGUUUGUGGCGCCAUGUAGCAGACACUUGCCACGAGCUCGCGUCGUCCCUUUCGGUGUCCAAAAACACUUGAGAUCGCCAACGUCGCGGCUGCAUGAACACCUUUGUGAAAGGUCCGUCGGUGAGAGUGUGGACGAGAACGACGCGGGUUGCCAGAAAAGCAGGUCAUGUGCAUGCCGCCAGCGUGAAUCGCCCAUUUUUCCUCGUGCAGGUCGACGCGGGAAUGGCGGCACGAGGUGGUGGGGAAUGCCUUGUGCGCCGCGCAGCCACGAGGCAAUCCCGUUCUGGAUGAAAACAACGUGGAUUGAUGUCUCGAUUGAGCCACUUGGUGGCGUUGUACGACGACGAGAGUCCAGGUUGGCCGUCCACAUCGUCAUGCCACCGGCGGCGGUCUUGAAGAACUUCGCCCACGACGACAUGACUUGGCGGGAUGGGCCAGGGCCAUCAUUGCAACCUUUGCCGAUGCAAAUGCCCAUCGCGAGCUUGUCGGCAGGGACAACGGUCGGCCAUCUCAACAUGACUUUGCCCGAUUGCAGCGCUUUGUUCAUACAUUUUGUACGGCAGCUGUGUAUCAUAUCAGACUCGAGUCCGAUAUCCUCCACCCAGAGAUCGAUGCCUACGUGGGCAUGGGGCGCAAAGUAGUCGGCGACAUUGUAACCAUGACGUUGAUCCAGUCGGUCAGGUUGGCCAGCUCGGACAUGUAGCACCGCAUGGCCGGGGGGCUUGGGGCAGAACGCUUCGACUUCGUGUCGUAGGUUAAUCGUUGGGCGGUGACUUCAUCGGUUUGAAAAGCAGGCGCAUUGUACGCGAGGACUUGGCUGCCGGCACUUCAUUUUCUUCGUCAAGGUCGAUCCCGUCCAAUUUGAACUUGUCGAUCCAUGCCAUCGUUGUCGUCACGAACGCGGCAUACUUGGUGAUCUUCAGCAACUCGAACCGAGCGCCGCCGAUGCUCCCAAGAACGUACAUGCACGUCAAGGAACCCAUCUCGAGGGAGGACAGGAUGGGACUGACUUG
Molecule: messenger RNA, 4734 nt
Organism: Aphanomyces invadans
Lineage: Eukaryota; Oomycota; Saprolegniomycetes; Saprolegniales; Verrucalvaceae
Exons: 6
Coding region: 66-2801 (911 amino acids)
Biological process (GO): signal transduction
Cellular component (GO): nucleus; cytoplasm
Molecular function (GO): protein binding
Source: RefSeq, a predicted model, not a curated record